AAAAUACACCAAACUAAAUUAGUUCACACCAUUCUAGCCGGCAUGGCUGCCAAUCAGAGGUUAGCCGCAAUCGGAAAUUAUGAGGUAUCAUCGUUGACCAUUGGGGAAGGUUCCUUCUCGAAGGUGAAGAUUGCUCGGCACAGAGUUUUGGAGAAAAAUGUAGCAAUAAAGAUUAUCAACCUUUCGACAAUAAAAGAUCCUUAUGUUUCUAGAAACCUGGAGAGAGAAGCUAAAAUACUCUCAACUCUAACACACACCAACGUAGUGAGAUUGUUCGAGGUUGCUCGGUGUGAGGGAUUCUAUUGCCUUAUUAUGGAAUAUUUACCAGGAGGAUCCCUAUGUGAUAUGAUACAGAAUAAUGGGAAAAUUGAUGAAAAUACUGCAAGGAGAUUCUUCGGUCAGCUAAUCACUGGUUUAGGCUACAUUCAUGGAAAGGGCAUAGUGCACAGAGAUCUUAAGUUGGAAAACCUCCUCCUGAGUAAGGAUCUAUCUAAUCUGGUGAUAGCUGAUUUUGGUCUUAGCAACUUCUGGAGUCUAGAAAACAAGCUAAAUACUUACUGUGGAUCCCCUGAGUAUGCUGCUCCGGAGCUAUUCGAUAAGGCUGUUUAUGACCAAAAGAUUGAUGUUUGGUCCGCUGGUAUAAUUCUUUAUUGUAUGUUGACAGCUCAGCUUCCUUUUGAUGUUAACCCUGGAGUAAAGGGUCAUAUUUCAGCUCUGGUCAAAAUCAUAAAGCUAGGUUUAGGUAGUAGACACAGGCUGAAGCUCUCACAUUGCUCGCUAGAACUUAAAAUAUUGCUACAGAAGAUGCUGAGAGUAAACCCUGAGAAGAGAAUAGAUGUUGAAGGAAUCCUGGCGGAUCCAUGGAUCACAGAUAAUGGAUUGAACCCGCUUCAAGAGGCUCAAGAGCUAACUCUUUCGGAGGAGGAGACUCAAAUAGUUACUAAGAAGUGUAAACUAGUACUAACCCUCACAAAGGUUUCUUCUCAACAGGUUCUAAGCCAUAUCAGGUCGGAUAAAGGUUGGUUCGGCAAGACAGCAGGAUGCUUUAAUAUUCUUAGAAGAGAGAUGGAACAUACCAGGACUUCUAAUGUUCCAACACUUCAUCCUGUUCAUGUCAAGGAACCUUUAUUUAAACCAUCAGAGAGACUAGAAGAUAUAUCUCGGAAUCAGUUUUGGGACAGUACACCUGGAAAACGAGCUUUACACGCUUUAGUUAAGAUAAAUCCUAGCUCCCCACAAAUUCGUCCUCCUCAGUCAAAGAUUCGGAGGACAGGGGAACAGCAAGGUGCAGGAUCGGUGAAGGUUUAUGAAUCCGAGGAACCAUGUUCUACAAAUAUUCAUGAAAAAGAGAAGACUGGGAAAGGUAGAACAAGCCGUAAUUAUUCUCGCGGGUUCCUGGACGCGGAGUUAGACAAAGAGAAUAUAAACUCUUCUAGAACUGAAGAUACUCUAGGAACUACAGGACACAAAGAGAAGAAUUAUGGUAGACGAGGACUGGGACAAUAUACUGCUGAGAUGACUGGUUGGAGGCGUAGUGUUAAACCACAGUCUCAAGGAGAAGAGAAGAAUUCUAGGCUCAAGAGAGUUGAUUGGGGAGAUAAGGAACCACUCAAAUCUUGGAAUAUGAACAGAAUUUAGAGCAGCCAUAUAUGUUUACGCAAUUUUGCGGUUUUAAGAAAUAUUGCAGAUAAAUCAUUAAUAUAUUCAAUUACAACUAUUAUACACAACAAUCACUUAACAUGCAAGAUAAAUCAGACGCUUUAUA
Messenger RNA from Eurytemora carolleeae, 1765 nucleotides. RefSeq names its product CBL-interacting serine/threonine-protein kinase 11. Gene Ontology annotation, biological process: protein phosphorylation; intracellular signal transduction. The transcript has 6 exons. Lineage: Eukaryota; Metazoa; Arthropoda; Copepoda; Calanoida; Temoridae. Bases 43 to 1638 code for a protein of 531 amino acids. The record is from RefSeq and is a predicted model, not a curated record. Gene Ontology annotation, molecular function: protein serine/threonine kinase activity; ATP binding. Gene Ontology annotation, cellular component: cytoplasm.